Molecule: messenger RNA, 4155 nt
Organism: Mesocestoides corti
Lineage: Eukaryota; Metazoa; Platyhelminthes; Cestoda; Cyclophyllidea; Mesocestoididae
Source: the annotation of a GenBank genome assembly
AUGCGGAAACGCAACUCCAUCGUCUUCAAGCUGUUCGAAGGCGAGGAGGAGUACGUCCAGCAGCUCAUAACUCUCGUCACCUGCUUCCUGCGACCGUUUCGCAUGGCAGCUAGUUCCAAGAAGCCUAUCAUUACCCACGAGGACGUCAAUUCCAUCUGUCUCAAUGUUUCCCGAUGCCUUGGCAACACCGAUACACCACACGGCAUUGUUUUUCUUUUCUUAGGGGACCUCUUCGACAUGCUGCUGCCGAUGUUGGGGGUGUAUCAGGAAUACGUCAGGAACCACCACUACUCCCUCCAGGUGCUGGCUGAGUACAAGAUGAAAGAGGAGUUCAACCGGACCCUCAAGAGGUGCGAAGAGAAGUCGCAGUGCGAGGGCCGUUCCAUUGAGUCCUUCCUCACUUGCCCAAUGUACCAGAUCCCGCGCUAUCUUGUGACCCUACAUGAAAUCCUUGCCCACACGCCACGGGAACACGUUGACAGAAGGAAUUUGGAGUUUGCGAAAAGCAAACUAGAAACGCUCUCUCAGGUGAUUCACGACGAGGUGAGCGAAACGGAGAACAUUCGCAAAAACCUCUCCAUCGAGCGAAUGAUUUCCGACGGCUGCGACAUUCUGCUUGAUGCGAAUCAAGUUUUCGUGAGACAAGGCACACUUGUCCAGGUGAAAGUCGGCAAAGCCAGCUACUCGUGUCCACGAAUUUCCCAGCUUGGCUCGACGUCAUGCGAGAAAAAGGAGACACUGCGUCAGGUUUUUCUCUUUACCAAUCACCUCCUUAUUGCGACAAGGACAAAUUCCGGAAGGUUAAAACUGGCGAAGAAGUAUGGGAAGAUUCCACUCCAGGGCUGUAACCUGAUUGAAGAUCUCUCUUCGGAUGUUGGUCAAGACGAAGGAAGUCACGUCACUCUGCCCCCAGGUACCCCGGAGGAGUUGAGCCCAACUUCCUUGACCCACAGUGUCCAGGAGGACACGGCGUCCACUGCUAAGGCACCUCAAGCAGAUACGGUCGAGGUGCAGCAGACAUCGUCGCCCACAAGUCCUUCCACAAGUUUAAUGCCUGCUAAAUUGGCUCACGGUUCGCUGAUGCUAGCGGCUCUCGCUUUAGGUCCGACAGGAACGGAUACUGGCGGGAAAUCGAAGCUAGAGCAAUGCACCGGGAGCUUCGCCCGCAAGAACAUAGCUGAUGAGUCAGGCGAUGAUCUUGGUUCGCCGGAGCAUCACAGCCUCUCGAGAACGACGACUUCAAGUCUCGGUAACGGACCGUUUUCAACCUAUAAAAAUCUCGUUUUCCAAAUCACUUGGCCUGGAGACGAGAAUGGUCGGUGUUCGAUUUGGUUGGUUGCGUCGAAUCUGCAGGAGAAAGAAGCCUGGUGCUCCGACAUCAGUCAGUGCAUCGAACAGCUUCACUACAGCGAAACAUUAAGCAUCGCCCAUUCCGAGGUGUCAUCCAUUUCAAUGCCAUAUUCUAUCCGCCUAGAUCCGGGACUAUUCAAGGACUGUCCAGACAUAAAAUAUCGCUCCACCAAAAACUCGUGCAAAAUGCCGCAGGUCCGUUACGGAACACUGGGUCGUUUGUUGAGCCACCUCCUGGACCCUAGGUUCCAGUCGAUCGAUUACUUGAAUACCUUUUUACUUACCUACCGCGUCUUCACCACUGGGUUCACUCUGAUCGCUGUACUUCGAUGCGUUCUUCGCGACCCCUUGAUCCAACUUUCGUCGACCAAAAUUGAUCCUGACCUGUUAGAAUCCACGCUUCAAGCCAGGCCGGGGUGGCGGCGAGCAAGUAAGUUACACGCCGACCUCUCAAUGCAUUCUAGCUUCAAGGGGCCACGGAGGGUCUCGACGGGAAUGCUCGAUGGCUCCAAACACCAAAUCUUCUUCAUGCCUCGCAACCUUGAGGAGAAUUUACCUGAGGAGGAGGAACGAGAAAGUGAGCUUGUGUCUGGAGAGGUCGACGCCGAGGUUCCAGAAACUUCUCGCGGAAGAAGUGCUUCGGUGGGCAAUAAGGCUACGGUGUUUCGUUUUUCUGAAGGUGGAAAUGUUUCCAAGAGCACCACUGAGACGAUCUUCUUCAACAGUCCAUCUACAUCUACGCCGACGAUUCAGGAAGAGAAAGAUGAGCUGCACUUCAGCCGAGCCGCACUAAUACCGAUAGGGGAGGAGGAGAGGGACAACGAGAAUCCACCGGUGGACUCAAUUCGCGUGGCCAAAUCCAAGCCAGCCCCUCUUCACUUAAGUCCGUUGCGCGAGAUGGGAGCUGGAAAUACAGAUUCAGCAGAUGGUACUGGGAUACAUUCCGCUGGAAGUGAUCUCUACUACCAGAAGUCGAUAGAGGUGACGCCACCGCCCGCAAUUUUUGUGAAUAAGGACAAUGGCGAUGACGGGCAGACGUCGGACGCAACAUCUACGUGCACGACUGGCAAUAUUCUCACGCCAACUUAUACCCCAUCCAUUGUCGAACGUCGCUCCCUUGCGACGUCGGUUCCAAGCGUCCUUGAAAAUGACCCUGAUGACUUUAAACUAUCAGUGGAAAGUGAGUUUGCUGUGGUGCAAAAGCGGCUUAACAAGGCAGAGGAGCCACGUCAGCUACACCUACGACGGAUCUUCAUUCCGAAGGGCUCCCAGAGCUGGUGCGAUUAUAACUUCAGCCCGCCUCUCCAGAAGAAGUUUUGUGGUGGUGGUGGUGGUGGUGGUGGUAGUGGAGGUGGUUGUGGACGAGGCAGUAAUGAUGUAACAUGUGCUGGUGUUCUGGAGUGGUGUGGUGGUGGUGGUGAUGGUGGUGGUGGUUGUGUGUCGGCGGUGUUGUCGUGGUCAAGCAACUGGGCGGCAGUGAAGGCCUUCGCGAUUGCCACGGCAGCCAGCAACUCAAGUCGCCUGCGGCCCCCGUUCCCCUCCAAACUGCCAUCUCCCGGAGCCGCAUCAGGCGUCCCUCUGGGAACUCCCAAGCCCUCUUAUUCCACCGCGCCGUCCUCACCUCUCAAACACACCGCUACAGCUGUCGCCUCUGGUGCCAUAGCAACCACCAGGGCAGUGCCCGAGUGCGAGCCCCAGUGUUCGAGGUUACCGUCUGCUUCAUCGAUUACUUCGGACGGCGGAAGAGAGACCCUAUUGGCUGGGCUGACUGUAGUCAGGGUGCUGAAUGUUGCCAGACACUGGAUUACCAAAUAUCCCGAGGACUUUGAUGGAGACCCCACGCUCAAAUCGAAGAUGCAAAUACUGCUAGAGGAGUUGCUUAGAAACCCACGAUUGAACGUCUCCAACCGAAAGGUGGCUUUCCAGCUUUCGAGAGAGAUUCUUAACGACCAGCUCGUGGAGUCACGCGUCGACCUCGCCCUCCUAAUGACUCCAACUCAGGUAAACCUCACUCCUUCGAAGGAGAACUUCGACACCAUUCCAGCUCUUGACAUUGCCGAGGAACUGACCUACAUCGACUACCACAUCUUCCGCUCAAUCAGGACCGAAGAGUUGCUUAAUCAGGUGUGGAUGAAGGACGGGAAGGAGACAAAUGCGCCCAAUGUCAUGCUGGCGACGAAGCGCUUCAAUGAGGUCAGCAAACUGGUUGUCUCAGAAGUAAUCUCCCGAAGCGAGGUUCCCGAGAGGGCCGCGUGCAUUGAGAAGUGGAUUGCCAUCGCGGACAUCUGCAGAUGCCUCCAAAACUACAACGGAGUCCUACAGAUCUGCGCAGGCCUGGAGAACAGUUCUGUGCAUAGACUCAGAGGCACGUGGGAGGCUGUGAGCAAGCAGUCGCGCCAGUCGCUAGAGAAGUUGCUUACACUCGUUGCCGCCACCGCACGCUUCAAGAAUAUGCGUGAAGCUCUGCAUAGGUGUGACCCACCGUGCAUACCCUACCUCGGCAUGUACCUAACUGACUUGUCGUUCAUUGGCGAGGGCUCAUUGGACGUUACCGAGCACGGAUUGAUUAACUUUUGCAAAAUGCGAAUGUUGGCCCACGUCUUGAUGAAGAUCCGGAGGUACACGCAGUCACCGUACAUGAUUGAGAUCCGACAAGAAGUUGUUGACUACCUUCUGGACCCAACACGCCUUCUCACCGACGACCAGACCUACGAGGCCUCGUUGAACAUCGAACCGAGGAGGUCUUUCAAUCAGGAACCCACGGCAGGAGGCGAUUUAGCUUCAAGGAUAUCAGAAACUUGCUAG